Raphanus sativus (radish) is the source of this 656-nucleotide messenger RNA. RefSeq names its product 50S ribosomal protein L31, chloroplastic. Gene Ontology annotation, biological process: translation. The transcript is spliced from 2 exons. Gene Ontology annotation, molecular function: structural constituent of ribosome. Bases 94 to 540 code for a protein of 148 amino acids. The record is from RefSeq and is a predicted model, not a curated record. Gene Ontology annotation, cellular component: ribosome. Lineage: Eukaryota; Viridiplantae; Streptophyta; Magnoliopsida; Brassicales; Brassicaceae.
CCUUUCCCCUUAUCCAUCGUUAGAUGCUUCUUCUUCUUCACCAGUGAACAAGAAGAGUUAGAGAUAGUGCCUUGGCCCAAAGCGAAAAAAAAAAUGGCGGUUUCUCUCCCGAACUCGUUCUUCCAGAUCAAUCCAUGUGCUCCUUCUCUCGUAAUUAGAAAGCCGACUACGGCGGCGGCAGCGAUUGGCGCGAGAGGAGGAAAGAAACCGGCGGGAAGCAGUCCCUCGGUGGUUCAAGUGACGUGCAGGAAGAAGGAUCUGCACCCCGAGUUUCACGAGGACGCCAAGGUCUACUGCAACGGGGAGCUCGUCAUGACCACCGGAGGGACCAAGAAAGAGUACGUCGUCGAUGUCUGGUCCGGUAACCACCCGUUCUACCUCGGGAACCGCUCCGCUCUGAUGGUUGAUGCUGAUCAGGUUGAGAAGUUCCGUAAGAGGUUCGCCGGGCUGUCGGAGAUUAUGGAGAUUCCUGUCCUGAAAGGAGAGAUCGUCUUGCCGACCAAGAAGAGCAAAGGUGCUGGUAAAGGGAAGAAGAAAUGAUGAGACUGUUACAAUGUUUUCUAGUUGUCUUUUUUUAUUAUUCGAUCGAAAGUGGACUGCUUUGGCGCUGUUGGUUUGUAUGUUACAUUUCUUCUGAAUUCAAAUGAUUAUGCUUU